Molecule: messenger RNA, 423 nt
Organism: Thelazia callipaeda (thelaziosis nematode)
Lineage: Eukaryota; Metazoa; Nematoda; Chromadorea; Rhabditida; Thelaziidae
Source: the annotation of a GenBank genome assembly
GGUAAUUCAUUCGAAGAUGAGAAUGAUGAGAACAGUCGUAUUGAAAAAAAAAUUAAAGAGAAUUCACAAGAAAGUGAUGAAGAAGUUGAGGAGAGUGACAGCGAAAUCGAUGAACUGGGAAACGAGGUUGACCAAAUCGAAAAUGGAGAGGAUGAUUCAUUUGGUACAGUGGUGUCAAAACAAAAUAUGCUUGUUGGAGAAAAUAAUCCACCACUUGAUUCACAUGUGAUAAGUGUUCAACCACAGUUACUCGAGACUUUCGAUCGAGGUUUAGCAAGACGACAAAGCAAAGGAAAAUAUCAAGCCAAGAAAUAUAUCAUGACAUAUCCUAAACCAAUUGAUGAUAGUGGUGAUGAUAUUCCUGGAAGUAUUGGAAAAAAAAUUACAAAGCGCUGGCUGAAAACGCAGGAUCCAGAUGGUUGA